This is a messenger RNA of Scutellospora calospora, 349 nucleotides long. NCBI's taxonomy places the organism in Eukaryota, Fungi, Glomeromycota, Glomeromycetes, Diversisporales, Gigasporaceae. The record is from the annotation of a GenBank genome assembly.
UUUGAAGAAUUUAUGGAAUUGUUGGAUCGAGUUGAAGAAAAAUGGAGUUUAACUGAUAAAUGGGGAUUAAAUGAAAGUUUUGUAAGGUUAGGUGAAAAAUGGGAAUUAAGAAAGGAAUUAAAAGAUAGAAUUUGUGAGAUGAAAGAUGAUUUAAUGAGUAUGAUUGCUUUUGGUGAUGAGAUAAGAGAAGGAGGCAGCAGUUCCAAAUAUGAUAGGUCUUCUUUGGAUGAUGAGGAAUGGGAAAUGUUGGAAGAUGACCAGGAAAAUGAACCUUUGAUAAAGCAAUUAGAAGCAUUAGGAAAAGAGAAAAGGCUUACCGAAGUCCAACUUUCAGCAGCUAUAAAGUUAU